UUAAAACCCACUGGGAGGGAAAUAAUUUCCCGAGUAUUAUCUAUUUUAAUGCUAGAAGUUGUGUAUUUUUUGAUAUAUGUGAAGAGAAAAUAGGUUGUGAGUGUCUGAGAAAUGUUUGUUUGGGUUUGGAGCUCCUCGAAAGUUUUUGUUAGAAGUGGAAGCCUCAGCUGCUUGUAAUUACUUAUAUUAGCGCUGGUAGGUGCCCAGGUGGAUGCCAUAACCCCCCAGCACCAGUGCCAGGAGAGGAUGCAGGUGUAAAUCAGUGCCAUAAUGCCUAAAGUCAAGUCAGGAAGGAUGUACGGAAGCUGCUUCCCAGACUACGAGCUGAGGAGGAGGGAAGCUGGGCUGAGAGCCACCCUAGGCUGGGAGAGUGCUAUCAGAAGGUCAUUAUAUUCCUCUAUGAUACCCUGCACCUCCUGGGACCCCAGGGAGAAUGACCCCAAGACUGGGUUCAUAGGUCACGGGGGAGUCUUCAACCUUGAGUUCUCUCCUGAUGGGAGUCACUUGGUUGCUGCAUGUGAACAGCGAGCCGUCAUGGUCUUUGAUCCUUUGUCAAGACGACAGAUUCAUCAUAUACCACAUGCUCAUGAUAAUUGUGUCAAUUGCAUCAAAUUCCUAGAUUCGCGUGUGUUUGCUUCGUGCAGUGACGACCACACAGUAGCACUGUGGGAUGUUCGCAAUCUCAAGAGGCGUAUCCGGCUUCUACAAGGUCACAGCAAUUGGGUCAAGAACAUUGAGUAUUCAGCUGCUGAUGGAAUCCUGGUCACUUCGGGCUUUGAUGGCAAGAUCCUUGGAUGGGAUAUUAAUGGGUACACAGAGGAAGGCUUGCUAUCAACAGAGCUGUUCAAAAUGCAAGGGUUGAUGCGAAUGCGGCUUAGCCCCGACUGCAGUAAAUUAGUAAUGUGCACCACAGGUGGCUACAUGGUACUGGUUCACAAUCUGAGUCUGGAACAUCUCUCACAAGACCUUCAGGAUUUUAAGCCCAACAUGUACCGUUUGAUGCAGCUGUCCAACACUCCACUCCCUCAAGCUGCAAUGUUCACACACCUCUUUUGUGCUCAGCGGAACCGAAUUGAAUUCAUCUCUGAUUUUCCGCCUUCCAAUGAGGCAGAAGUAAUCCAUUCUUUGCAAGUUCAUCCUCAGGGUUGGUGUGUCCUCUCUCGUAACACAUCAAUGGAAGACUCUUCAGAGGUGGGUCACCCAAGUUUCCACUUGUUUGUGUAUCACUUGUCAAGAAGUUUAUACCAUGAUUGGGAUAUGCUCCGCAGAGUAAUUUUAGUAGUUUUGCCAUAAUUAUUGCACUUGCAUAUUUUAUAAGAGAAUGCAGACUUGAAACAAAAGUUUGAUAGGAUUUCACUUUAUAAUUAUCCAAGUUUGCAGGUACUGAGCUCAUAAACUCUUGGUUUCAUAGAUUUCAACCAUGUGACUUAAAGCAGCCUUGUGAUAUGUUUUUGAGCCCUUGUAUGGAGUUGCCUUCCACCGUGCUGUUAUUGAGCUCAUUCCACUUUAUCACUCUUGUGUUGAGGAAAUGUUUUCAUAUUAAUGGCUCCUGCACUACAAAGGAGGGGCGAGGGUGUUGCAGUUCAGAGGGUCAUCUGAAGUGUGGCAUCAGCAUGAUUUUGGCAAGACAGUGAUUGAAUGAAUAAUGGUGAAUGUGUUUCUUCUUUUUCUUUUCUUUGGUGGGGGGGUCAUAUUACCCUAGUGGGAGAAGGCUGGUGUGUUAAUUUUAAAAAUUGGAUGUGUAAUUUCCAACAAUGCCCUUCUUUUCUUGUUUUAUUCCUAGUAAAGAUUUUUGUCUUAAUCUACAUUCUGUGCCCAUAGAUAUUUCAUAAGUCACUUAUCCUCUCUUGUUCAUCAUUCCUCUAGUGAUAUAAAAACUAGUAGUACUUGCAAUCUUUCUU
This is a messenger RNA of Cherax quadricarinatus, 1901 nucleotides long. The record is from RefSeq and is a predicted model, not a curated record. NCBI's taxonomy places the organism in Eukaryota, Metazoa, Arthropoda, Malacostraca, Decapoda, Parastacidae.